AACGCGUGCAUUACAGUUAAAGCUUAUUUCCUGUUACUAGCAACGUUAAAUGUUGGUUUUAUUGGAGUCCUCGAACUGAUCACUGUUUCUUUGAAAUAUAAUUUGAAUGAAAUAUGGCUUUACCGAAUUGCUCGUUGAAGGUAAACAGAGAGCUGCUAGAUCCCAGUUUUGAAAGUUACAGGCUUUCACUGGACUCUAUUCCUACUUACAAUGUAGAACUGGACGCAGCUGUGGCUGAGGUUAAACUGAAAGACAGUCAGUACACCCUGGAUCAUGUGAGAGCAUUUGGUAUGUACAACUACCUCCACAUCGACCCCUGGUAUGAAGACAGCGUCUACUUUGUGGACAGCAAGGGCCGAGUUCUCAAUCUAACAGUCACAUUGGACACAGCCUUGGGCAAACCUCGUGAGAUGUUCCGUUUCGAAUCAGACCCAAUCUCCUGUGAGGGGGAGCAGUUGUGUGCUUCUCUGAGCCUGACCUCUGCAACUUGGGCCGCGCUCUCCGACGGAACCGGAAAGUUGACUCUUUUGCGCACAAGCAAGAGGGGUGAGAGUUCACAUAUUAAAUGGGAGACGAUGUUCAGAGAGCGUCUAGGAGAGCCGUUCAUCAUCGUUCACAGCCUGGCUCAUGUGCGCUCUUAUGUUCAUACCAUUGAAGUGCUGCUUCUGAGAGUCCAGAAAGAUCCAUCUGAUACCAAAGGCAGCGGUUUCUCAAUCUCACUGGAGUGGAUCAUUGUGGACAACUCUGCUGGGCAGGGUGAGAAUGAGGAGAGGAAGUAUGGUGUGAGGAAGAGGAUGAUGAUGAAGGGCAAGUCUGUCCCGCACUACGCUGCCGUGGAGCCUCAGGGUAAAGGAAUCGUAGUAGCCUCAGAGAAACCCUUCGCUUUUACUGAGGUGGAUGGACUUCCGCUUGAAGAGCCACCUGUUGAGGCUAUGGAGGUGGAGAACUCAGAUCCCAUCUACUUCUGGCAGCAAACAGAAGAGGAUGUGACCUUGAAUGUGCGGUUACCUGAAGGGACCACCAAAGAUGACAUCCGCUUCAAGCUCGCUGUGGACUGCCUACGUGUCAGAGUAGGGGAUCAUGCACCGCUGCUGGAUGGGCAACUGUUCGCUCCUGUAGAUCCUGAGGCCAGCACCUGGACCAUUAAAGAUGAUAAGAGUUUGGAGGUCAGUCUACAGAAGCGAAGCGAAGGGCCGCUGUGGUCUGAGGUGAUUCUUGGGGACCGGAGGGGAGAAUAUCUAAUGAGUGAUGAACAAAAAUCACAGCUUCAGCAGAGACUCUCAUAUCUCACUUCUGAAGACCUGAAUCCAAACCCAGAGAAGGACAAGCCCCCUUGCAACGCCCAGGAACUGGAGGACUGUGACAUGUUUCCGGAGGACAGCUCUACACUGAUGCGCUUUGAUGGUGCCACUCUGAAGCCCACCCAUGUGGUGAGCCUUGGAAGCCACCAGUUCCUUUUCUCUGUUCAUAUUGACCCCUCUGAGAUGCCCGCUUUCUGCUUACGGCACGAUGUUGAAGCACUGCUCUGGCAGCCCCAUCCCAACCAGGACAACGAUGUAUGGGAGCACAUUUCAACAUUUAACGCACUCGGUUAUGUUCAGGCCUCAAAACGCGAUAAAAAGUUCGCAACCUGUGCACCUAACUUCUCCUACGCUGCUCUUUGCGAGUGCCUCAGGCGUGUGUUCAUUUACCGCCAGCCCUCGCCGGUUGACACGGUGCUCUUCAACCGGAAGCAGGGUCGGCAGGUUGGGCAGGUUGCCAAACAACAGGUAGCCAACCUGGACACCAAUGACCCCGUACUUGGAUUCAGGGCCACUAACGAAAGACUGUUCGUCCUGACUGCAAACAACCUGUUCGUGCUGAAAGUGAACAAUUAAUACUCUCCAGUAUUUCUGCUGGAUUAGUUGACACUUCUGCUCCAAGGUUGGUCCGGGGCCGUUUUGAGGUCAUUGGUGAACAUUCGACUUAUCCAGUAUAUGACGGUCAUAUUUCAAGACCAAGUUGGUAUGAACUUCUCUAAUGUAUUUGCGUGUCUGUGUGUGUUAGCAUUUGUCUUUAUAUGUAAAACAUUAAACGCGUUCCUCCAGGGACACAAACUAUAGCAUGAAUGUCACAUUCAUUCCAUUAGAAUGUAAAACGGAUACAUAAAAUAAAUAAGCAUCUGUAAGACCCUGUCUGUUUUCCACCCACAUUAUGACCACAAUCAAUGAAGAAGUUAGAAAGUAUUUACAUUUACCACUGUUGUGUUCCUCGCAGACCAUGACCCCAUCAGAACAAACCUGCGACCCUUUUUGACAAAGCAAUUAUUUCACCAGACAUGAGUCAGCAGUCAGAAUCAACAGAUACCAAAUGCCAUGUGACGACGGCAUCAAAACUGGACAGGUGUGAUGCAUCUCAGAAAAAUUGGCUAUAUACUUACUAUGUACUGUAUAU
Sinocyclocheilus rhinocerous is the source of this 2433-nucleotide messenger RNA. It is a transcript of the gene nudcd1, whose product is annotated as NudC domain containing 1. The coding region runs from base 114 to 1877 and encodes 587 amino acids. The record is from RefSeq and is a predicted model, not a curated record. The transcript has 10 exons. Lineage: Eukaryota; Metazoa; Chordata; Actinopteri; Cypriniformes; Cyprinidae.